AUGUCUCGCGAGCUCGUAUUCUCUGAAAAAUUCCCACAAAAACCCCACAAUUGUCCCGCCGUCAAAGUCCCGGGAUUGAUUUUCUGUGCUGGUCAGACCGCUACUGGUGAGAUCAAGCAAGCAACUACCACAGUCUUGCAGAACUUGAAGGAGGUCCUGGAGCUUGGUGGAUCCUCGCUGGACAAGGUCGUCAAAUAUAAUGUUCUCCUCCAAGACAUGGGAGACUUCGCGGCUAUGAACGAGGCUUACAUUGCUUUCCUUCCUAAACCCAUGCCCGCCCGUACAUGUAUCCAAGCAGGAUGCUUACCAGGUGGCUCUACAAUCGAGAUUGAGUGCAUUGCACAAGCUUAG
Molecule: messenger RNA, 351 nt
Organism: Kwoniella shivajii
Lineage: Eukaryota; Fungi; Basidiomycota; Tremellomycetes; Tremellales; Cryptococcaceae
Exons: 5
Coding region: 1-351 (116 amino acids)
Cellular component (GO): mitochondrion; cytosol
Molecular function (GO): deaminase activity
Source: RefSeq, a predicted model, not a curated record